AUGGAGAGCUUGGAAGCUUCGGUUAAUGCUCCGAGCAAAGCUAUUUUGGCUUUGGCUAUCGCGAUUGUGAAACAUAAACCCCCAGACAAAGAGGUUAAAGACUACCUCAUGGAAGUCCGUCACUUCAUCCGAAAUGAUCUGCAAGUUGAAUCUCCAGACAAAUUCUUCGACAGUGUCGCCUUUUGGCAAAAGGCGUACAAGGAAUCAGAGGCAGAGCAAGCGAAACUCCUCAACCAGAUCUUCGAAUUGGAACAACGCACCCAGGGGCUUCGCUCAAAGAUGAAACAGAGUCAGAGUGCAGUUGAUCCUUUUCCAAGAAACCAGAAAGUCUCAACAGAGAAUUUAAAGGGUUUGGUCCCGCCAAGGAAGAAAGCACGAGGACGCGACUCGAAACCCGAACUCUCCAAAAGUACUCGUGAUGACGAGGAGGAAGAAGCUUCCGAGGAGGAGAAUGCCCCAAAGCUCACCAGACAGCUAUACACCGUCCAACGUGCUCUCCAAAAGAGGCACAACAGCAAACCGCUCACAACCGAUGCCGUGACUCUUUGCAAGGUAGCAGAGUCUGAGAUAUGGGGAGCUACUAUAAGACUGAAUGCACCGGAGAGUCAAUCAAAGAUUCCUUCGAGUCAACAGGCGAAGAAGCCAGACCUGAUUGCUGUGACCAAGGCCACGGAACUGUCAUUCAAGUUGGUCCAUCAAGCUUUGCACAAAGUGAUUGGAGCUCCAGAUGAGAGCUACUGCAAGGGACAGAUUACAUAUUACCUGGUGUGUCUCUUUGAAUCAAUAAUGGGUGCGCUCACUCAAAUUUGCACGGCGUCGACACGGACCGCUACCAGCACUAUUCUUCAGGAAACUUCAAAAUGCAACAGAAUACCAACCAGAAAGCAGGGAAACAGCCAGAAAAUCCAGAAGAAAAAAGAGACCGUCACCUCAAAAGCGAAAAGAUUGAAGAUGGAGAAGGAUGCAACUGAAUGCUUGCUUGACCUGCUCUGCACAAUGGCACUGUCUCUCGAUCUAACCCGAAGUGAUGACCAAGACGUGAUGGAGGGAUAUCUCUUCAUUGUAAUACACCGCGUGGGAAAGAUGCUCGCAUUAUUUGUCUUCGAGGAUCACCAAUUGCCCUCUGACAGUUGUCCAGACAUUGAUGUUCCACAAGGCAUUCGGGAUAUGAAAGCAGAGGGUCUUACAAACGAAAUGGCACAAGUUGAAGCAGAGCAUCUGAUCCGUUUACUUCACCGGAUGUUGAGUUCUCGGCUCUGUGACACGGAGAUCAUGCAUUCUCAAUUCAUUCGGAACAUGCAUAGGCGCUUACAGAAAACUCUUAUCCAGGCGGUUUUUGGAGAUGACGAUCCGUUGUUCCGGGAAGGCUUGGUCCGUCCUGGAACCCCUCCUCCUUUGGAUGAUAACGGUCGAGCAUCGCAGCGACAGGAUUUCUCGGAAUGGUUUACUGAAGAGCUCUGGCGUCUGGUUGGCUGGGAUAUUCUGAACAAUAUCCCACAAAGAGCCUGA
Penicillium odoratum is the source of this 1509-nucleotide messenger RNA. RefSeq lists its product as uncharacterized. The record is from RefSeq and is a predicted model, not a curated record. Lineage: Eukaryota; Fungi; Ascomycota; Eurotiomycetes; Eurotiales; Aspergillaceae. The transcript is spliced from 3 exons. Bases 1 to 1509 code for a protein of 502 amino acids.